Macrobrachium nipponense is the source of this 1590-nucleotide messenger RNA. RefSeq lists its product as uncharacterized. NCBI's taxonomy places the organism in Eukaryota, Metazoa, Arthropoda, Malacostraca, Decapoda, Palaemonidae. The record is from RefSeq and is a predicted model, not a curated record. The coding region runs from base 121 to 1467 and encodes 448 amino acids. The transcript has 2 exons.
UCGCUGAAUGAGAGCUAUAAUGAGUAUUGCCAGCCUUGACAUUGUUCACCUGAGAUUGCAUACUAGUAUAUAAGCCUUCAGGUCAGGGCACCUACGUAUAUUGCUACUGAAACCACCAGAAUGUUGAUACCCAAACUCGCCCUUAUUCUCGCUCUGGUGGCUUCUUGUGCCUUGGGAGGAGGUUUGUAUGGGCAUGGCAUCGGCUCCACCGUCGUAACCCACGAUGUCGGACACAUUGGCGGCGGAUACAUUGGCGGCGGACAUAUUGGCGGCGGACACAUUGGCGGCGGACAUAUUGGCGGCGGACACAUUGGCGGCGGACAUAUUGGCGGCGGACACAUUGGCGGCGGACUAAUUGGUGGUGGAAUCCUUAAAGGAGGACUUGGCAUUGGAGGAGGAAUCAUCGGCGGACAUGAUGCUCUUCUUGGACCCGCUGUAGUAACUCACAGCAAAGGACUAAUUGGCCCCACAGUUGUGACUCAUGGCAAAGGUAUUGGAGGAGGAAUCAUUGGAGGAGGAAUCCUCGGUGGACAUGAUGCUCUUCUUGGUCCCACAGUCGUGACUCAUGGCAAAGGCAUUGGAGGAGGAAUCAUUGGAGGCGGAAUCAUUGGUGGACAUGGUGGUCUUUAUGGUCCCACAGUUGUGACUCAUAGCAAAGGUAUUGGAGGAGGAAUCAUUGGAGGUGGACUCAUCGGCGGACAUGAUGGACUUCUUGGGUCCACCAUUGUGUCUCAUGGCAAAGGCAUUGGAGGAGGAAUCAUUGGAGGCGGAAUCAUUGGUGGACAUGGUUCUCUUUAUGGGCCCACAGUUGUGACUCAUAGCAAAGGUAUUGGAGGAGGAAUCAUUGGAGGUGGACUCAUCGGCGGACAUGAUGGACUUCUUGGCUCCACCGUUGUGACUCAUAGCAAAGGCAUUGGAGGAGGAAUCAUUGGAGGCGGAGUCAUUGGUGGACAUGAUGCUCUUCUUGGCCCCACUGUUGUGACUCACAGCAAAGGCAUUGGAGGAGGAAUCAUUGGAGGAGGUAUCAUCGGCGGACAUGAUGCACUUCUUGGAGGAGGGAGAUAUGGCGUACCCGUAGGACAUGCUGUCGUGGCUGAAACAGUUCAUGGAGGACAUCUUGGAGGAGGUGGUAUCAUUGAUGGUGGAAUUGGACAUUCAGGAAUCAUUGGCGGUCACUUGGGACCCGUCGUCCAGCCAGCUUACGGUGGCCAUAUCGGCACUUAUCCUGGAGAUGCAGGAUUACUCAGCUUCCUCGCAAGUGGUCAUGGCGUUCAUGGUCCAGCCAUCCUUGAGGAUCAUGGUGCAGCUAUCGUGGAAACGCAUGGUACAGGCAUCGUUGCAGAGCAUGGUACAGGCAUCAUCGAUGAUGGAAUCCAUGGUGGUGCCGUCCUUGGAGAUCAUAAAGUUAUUGAUGGUGGUGUACCCAUUAUCCCUAGUGAUCAGUAUGGUGCCCCGCAUCGCAAAUAAUUGUAAAUACCGACGGGUUCCAAUGUUCAGAAACUGGGCAUUGAACUGACGACAUUUUGUCAAUGUUAAGAUAAUGUAUUUAUUUUGUUGAUGUAAGUAACACAUUUUUAUAUGCGACAUAAA